This is a messenger RNA of Ictalurus furcatus (blue catfish), 6045 nucleotides long. RefSeq names its product equilibrative nucleoside transporter 2. The coding region runs from base 396 to 1769 and encodes 457 amino acids. The transcript has 12 exons. NCBI's taxonomy places the organism in Eukaryota, Metazoa, Chordata, Actinopteri, Siluriformes, Ictaluridae. Gene Ontology annotation, cellular component: basolateral plasma membrane; plasma membrane. Gene Ontology annotation, molecular function: nucleoside transmembrane transporter activity. The record is from RefSeq and is a predicted model, not a curated record. Gene Ontology annotation, biological process: thymine transport; guanine transport; uridine transmembrane transport.
UUUUAACUGUCAAGUUUUUCGCUAAAGAAGCAUUUUGACAACAUUUUUAUUCAUUCGAUAUUCUUUUCUAAAUACCUGGGUUUUUUGUAUAUAUGCAAAUUUGAAUUGCCGUCGACAUUGAACUUGCUGAUACCUGCAGACCCACUGGGUAGUAACCUGCUCCUCCAUAAAUCUGAACCAGAACAAACAGUCGGCAUGUACGCUCACAAACGCAAGAGACUGGGAGAAAGAUGCCUUUAUUGGGACUUAUUUGUCUUCGUCUUGUAGUGGCUGGCAUGUGUAAUCCAUACAAGUGUACAUGCAUCAUAACCACGAUGACUCAACGUUUCCUGCAAAGUCUCGCGUUAACCCUAGUGCUUUGUUUCUGACACCAGCUCCUAGGACUCGACUAAACAAUGGAGACUCAAGAGGGAACACCUAGAGACCGUUGGCAUUUUGUAGGAAUUAUUUUCUUUAUCCUUGGACUGGGGACACUGCUGCCAUGGAAUUUUUUCAUGACUGCUUCAUUGUACUUCAAUAACAGGCUGAACACGUCUGAAUGGAGCAAUGGCACAAUAACGUCCACAAAGGAAUAUUAUUUCAACAACUGGAUGACUCUGCUUUCCCAGCUGCCCGUGCUGCUCUUCACCCUUCUCAACUCCAUCCUCUACCCACGGAUCUCCGAGAAGAUCCGGAUAGCAGGUAGCCAGGUCUUCAUCCUCAUCAUCUUCAUCCUCACCGCCAUCCUGGUCAAGGUUCCAAUGGUGCAGGACCGCUUCUUCUCAAUCACCAUGGCAACCAUCUGGUUCAUAAAUUCAUUUGGCGCAGUGCUGCAGGGGAGCCUUUUCGGCCUGGUAGGCUUGCUACCACAGAAAUACAGCACAUUAUUCAUGAGCGGACAAGGUCUGGCCGGGGCGUUCGCCGCUCUCGCCAUGCUGAUGGCAAUCACAAGUGACACAAAUGCUGAAACUGCAGCUCUUGGAUAUUUCAUCACUCCGUGUGUGGGGACUCUGGUAACACUGAUCAGCUACCUGCUGCUGCCCAAACUGGAGUUUGCCAGAUUUUACCUCAGCAAGAGCAAAGGUCAAAGCUAUGAAGUUGAUGCUUCCAGGGAGCUUCUACCUAAAGGCGUACAGGAGAAUGGGGAACCUAACAGUCAGGCCACUGAUUCGGUGCCCAAUGGAUCUCCCUGCAGUCCGGAGAGUGACGUUGCCAGGCAAGCAUUUGUUAGCGUUGACGCUGAGCAUGACAAGCAAGUAAAGAGCUCCAUGUUGGAAGUGUUAAAAAAGAUUUGGGUGAUGGCGUUCUGCAUAACAUUCGUGGUCAUGGUCACACUCGCUGUCUUCCCCGCCGUCACAGUGGACGUGAAGACCGUUUACGAGGGAAAGUGGGAAAAUUAUUUUAUCCCUGUGUGCUGUUUCCUGCUCUUUAAUGUGAUGGACUGGAUUGGAAGAUCCAUCACGUCUCAUGUGCGAUGGCCCUCUAAAGAGAGUCGGUUGUUUCCAGCGCUAGUGGUCUUCCGUGUGAUCUUCAUUCCUCUGCUGAUGUUCUGUAAUGUUCAGGAACGUCACUUCAUGCCUGUGCUCUUUGGCAACGACUGGUCCUUUGCUAUCAUCAUGGUUUUCUUCUCCGUGUCCAGCGGUUAUUGCGUCUGCCUGUCUAUGUCUUACGCACCACAGUUGGUGGCUCCACAAGAUGGAGAGACAACAGGAGCUCUGAUGAUGUUCUUCCUGGCACUGGGACUUUCUUUGGGAGCUGGUCUGUCUUUUUUGCUGCGAUUAAUCAUCUAGUCUAAUCCGCACACAUUUGAGGUGGCCAGGCCUGAUUUACGCGAUUGCUUCCUGUUGGAUCCUUCACCCACACCAUCUGAGAGGUGUGCUCCGUUACCAGGAAGCACUCGGGACAAAACGGGCUAAUCACUUUAUGCAGAAUAUUUUAGCAUUAUUUGUAAAAUAAUUUAGCGGAAGGACUGGAAGAAGAAGAAGAAAACUGGAUGUUGGCAAUUUUUAUUGGUCAUUUACUGCAGUUUGUUUUAUUUUCCAAAAGGGAAAGGGUCUUUGACAAUGACUGAACAAAAGGGAGUAGACACAGCAUAUUCUUGAAAAUAACCCUCAAUUCACUUUAUACCAAAUACUGCUAGCGUAGUUAAAUGAAAUUGAUUGGCUCCUGAGUGGCAUAACAAAAAAGUGUUGGUGUUCCUCUCUCCUAUCAAAUUGUUGGUCUCUGCAGAAGAGGGUAGAUAGUGCCUUCCUUUGAGUGAGUUCAGGUGUCCUGUAACAUGGAAUGAGCUGCAUUCUGGUGGCUAGAUUCAUGCGACCGUGAGGAAGCAAGUGCUAGCAUUCAUCAUCCCUAGUUGUUAGCGGUUACAUAACAGGCAGGAAAAUUGGCAGGGAUGAAUAAAAACCCCAAUAUAAUUGAUAUACAAUUUUUGCACAGCGAUACCAGAGACACCUGAAAACUACUCUUUUUCCAUUUUAUUUAUUUUUCAGCUGAAGCAACAGUGGGUGGGUCGAUGGAUGAAUGGAUGGGAGAAAGAAAGGGAAUCGGCAUGGAUGGAUUUUUUUUUUUUGAAGGAUUGAUUUCAUAAUUUUUACAUUUAAAGAUUUUGACUGCAGGACGUUUUAAAUAAUAUUGAUUUAAAAGGCUCUAGAGUCUUCUAGAACUGACACAACAGCCAUGUACCUCCUUGUUAUGACCAGAGAUUUCCGUUUGUAUGCUGGCAGGAAAUAAAGGGAAACCAGUGGUGGUUCCUUAACCAGCAGUGUAAAAAUAGAUGCUGGUUAUGUUAACUUGUAGCCAGUAAACAGUAGCUGAUCAGUAAUAACUAUAACCUCAGAAGCAUUCACAUUUCACACCUCGUUUCAUUUCUAUGUAAAAAGGGAAAAAUGAUCAUACUGUGGGGUUUUGGUUUUCCAGACCACGGAGGAAAAAAGGAAGAGAAAAAGGGAAGUUUUGUGCUUAUUAUUUAUAAGAAACUAAAUGUUAUAUCACGUUUUAAGCCUGGUUCUCAAUGUACACACACACACACACACACACACACGCAGAAACAGUAGAUGAAGAACAUUUAGUAUAUUUCAUAAUGCUUCUGUUUUACAAGCCCAGAUCUGGCUAGAUAUUUAUUGGCUCAGUGUAAAACAUUUUGCAUACAUUUUAAGAUUUUGUUUAAGAUUUAUUAACACUUCGCUUUUUAUACAGAGAAUGACCGAAUUUUAAAACCAUUACCAAAUAUUAAAUAUAACAAAAGUGGAUUGUAAUGGAUUUUUUCUUUUUGGUCUACUUUGUACUUUAAAAUUCAUAUUCAGCAUAAACAUUUGUAACUGUACUCUAGUAGGGAAUAUGUUCUUAGAAUAAGGGAAAAAGUCAUUGCUUGGUUUAGAGAAAAUAUGUUUUCCACUGAGGAAUUGUUUUGACGCGUUUUUGAAGAUGGCGUGCAGCGACACACACCUGCGUGAACGUUCCGAGCAAGAUGUUUCCUCAAACGGUUUCCUAUUUUCUCUGCGCUUGAAUUUAAGGUGGAGUAAAUUACAGGCUUUUUUUUUUUUUUUUUAAGCUGUUUUUUAGCUCUGACAGCUCGUCUGCGAGGUCAUUACAGAGUGUUACGACAGCUCUGUGAUUUGGCCCUGUUUUAUUUCGACUGGUUAAAAAGGGAGCAUGAGAGCUGAGGAGGACUUUUCUCAUUUCUUUACAUGCUUUUCUGCUGAAUCUCUGUUUCCAUGGUAGCAUUUAGAAGCGUAGAGGGAUCUGUUAGCACUCAGCGCUGUGCUGCAAAGUCUGUGCGCUUGUGAAAGAGUAGUGUUUGGCGAGUAUACGAAAACGUUUAAAGUCAUUUUGUUCUCACAGAUCCUGUCUAACAUGAAUUCGCCGACAGUUAAGAGUCAUCUUAUGUUAUUUUUAAGCAUUAGAAGUUUUUUUUUUUUUUUUAAAUUGCAGUAAAUUUCAGGGUUUUAAUGUGUAUAACUGGUUAUGCCUGUAAAUACUGACCAGAAAGUUCAGUUACCUCUUUUCUGUCAUUUAUUUUAUUGUUAUUUUUAGUGUUCUAGUUAUGCAUUAUUAACUCUCCUAUUAUGUUGACACAUCUGAGAUGUUAAUCUCUCUUUUUCUCUCUGAACUUUUUGGACUUCCCUCAUUAGCCACUACAUGUGCUUAUAUAUGCAAGUAUUAUAUGCAAAUGUCGGACAAGGUUUACUGUUUGAAGCUGUUCUUUGCGUGUAUUUAAACUGUGGAAGUCAUUUUGACACGUAACAUAAUGGAGGUAACUUUUCGCCCACCAUAAUAGGAGGGUUAAAUAAGCCGUUUUUAAUGUUUACAGUCUUUGGCUUUCUGGGAGGUGAAAUGUAUGUAACUGCAGUUAAAAACAUUGACAAAAUAUCCCUCUUUUGAAACUGCAUAUGCCCCAUGAGUGUGCUUAAGGGGAAAAAAUGGCACAGUUGAGCAGUUUUGUUCCCGUGGUAGGCGGAGCUAAUUUCUCGUCAGGAAAUAAACAGUGAAUCUACUGCAUGACAAUAUUUGAAGUCAGUAUUUCUAUGAGUUCUAACACCUUUAAUAAACAUUACAAACGGCAGCUUUUAAUUAUUCUUUUGUUUUUAAAUCACAAUCACUUAUUUCCUAACCUUUUUUUUUUUUUUCCUUUUACAGUUAGGGGUUGUCUAAUUUGACAGCUACAGUCCUCAUACAAUUUCACUUGUUCAUUAUUGUUUUUAAUCCAUUUUCUUCCCUUCUUUCUGUGUUUAAGCUUGAUCAAUUUAAGUACUUUAUUUUAUUAACGGUUUUUUUUUUUUUUUGUGAUUUUAAGAAUGCUGACAGGUUUGCUCUGAACUUUAAACGAGGUGAAAAUGAAAGGACUGGGGUUCUCCUAGACCUCUACUAUAACAUGAGUAUGCUGAACUGUAUUUUUGUCCAGGGAAUGAAUUUGUACUUUCCAAUCACUAUGUAGACAAGAGCCAUGUUUGUGGAAAGAGAUUUACCCUUUAAGCUAUACAGCAACGACAACCUGAUGGACUUGUUUCUUUCCCUUGUGUGAGCUAAAUGAGCUGCAACACAAAUGUAUGCAUGUGAGAGUUGUCUGGACUUUAUUCCUGUCCAGACAACUCUUGCUCUGCCUCCUAGUGAAGUGUUGAGAACCAAGAAUGCCACAGAUGGUCAAAGAAUUUCUUUUUCAUUCUUGAAUGACUGUUAAUGAAACCAUUCAACUGAAAUCUUGGAAUAUGGGAGCCAGUUAUCCAUGACUGUGUAUAUAUGCAUAUUUGGAAGCCGUUUUCCUUUCCUCAGUUUAAAAGACCUGGCAUUUUUGUUAUUGCUGAAAUAAAAUGCAUUUUUUGUUAAAUAAAUUUCUUACCUGUUUUAUGAUGUGGGACCAAAUAGAAUGAAGGAAUUUGAUCAGAGGUAACCUUUUUUUAUUAUUUAUUUAUCUCCAGGAAAAAAACAACUCAAUACUGGUUUUAGAAAUGCUUAUUGCUUGAACGUGAACUCUCUAAAUCAGUAACACUGAGUAAAACACUUACAGAUAGAUACGUGAUAUACUGAAAAACAAUGUUUCCUUCCAUUAAAAAAAAAAUCCAAUCCACUAUAUAAAGACACGAUGUGAAAGAACAGCUAGUUUCUGUCUCACUAACAAAUCUAAAACACUUUUUGGUGCUGGUUAGUUUCUUUCUCUGUAAUACUUUACAUUUAUGUCUUACUCGCAAUUCACACUGUGUAGAUGGCUAAUCAAAUCCUCACAUGAACUGUAUGAUCAAUAGUACCAGCUGUAAGAAAGCAGUCUAGUUCUUUUCUUUCUUUCUUUUUUUUUUUGCAGUCUGGGACUAAAACUGUUGCCUGUAGUGGUGUUCAAAAAUAAAAGCAGUGCUCUAGGUAAACCACCAACACCUGCUCAGGUCUAAUAAAAACUGAAGUAGAUCAGGCAAAUCUGCCAAGGUAGAAACUGCUCUAAAAAGUAACUAAAGCUAACUAUGUUUUAGGAAGACGUUCUAUAAAACUGAUCACGUGACUCUAUUCAGUAGUUGCUGCAUGCUGGAUUUUCUAUUUGCUAACAUUAAUUGCACCCCAAAGGUUAAUAUAUUCAUAACU